Messenger RNA from Penicillium pulvis, 663 nucleotides. RefSeq lists its product as uncharacterized. Bases 1 to 663 code for a protein of 220 amino acids. The transcript has 2 exons. The record is from RefSeq and is a predicted model, not a curated record. NCBI's taxonomy places the organism in Eukaryota, Fungi, Ascomycota, Eurotiomycetes, Eurotiales, Aspergillaceae.
AUGUCACCUGUCGAUUUGAUGCCUAGCGGGAUCGAACAUGAAAAUGGUAUCGUCGUGGCUAUUACAACAAUAUUCACCUUCCUCGCAAUAGUUGCGGUCAUAUUGCGAUUUAUUUCUCGAAAGAUAUCCAUGUCAGUGAAAUGGGAUGAUUGGUUCAGUCUGAUCGCCCUCAUAUUCGCACUUGGAUGUUUUAUAGUCACACUCCUUGACGCUACUAUUGCCCAUGGCGGCUAUGAUAUCGAAUAUUACAGUGCAGCAACACUGGAAAGAUACCUCAAACUAACACUAGCCGAAAACGUAUUGUACGCCGCGAGUAUCUCCUUCGCAAAAGCAGCAGUCCUUCUCCUCUACCAUCGCAUCUUCAAAAUUCAAAAGUCUUUCCGUGUUGCAUCGUGGACUGUUGGCUUCCUGAUCGGCGGGUACUUUAUCGCCAGCGAAUGCUUGUUAAUCUUUGCAUACAACCCGAUUGAAGCGCAAUGGAAACCAUGGUUGCCAAACUCUGCCAAUUUUAAUAUAAUCGCAAGCUGGACAGUCAUGAGCAGCAUCAACAUGGUGGUGGACUUCCUUAUUCUCUGUCUCCCGCAGCCGGUUGUGUGGAGGCUUAUGAUGAGUCGCAAAAAGAAGGUGCUUGUGUCUGGACUCUUUUGCUUUGGUAUACUGUGA